AUGUUCCAAAGAUCCAUCCUUAGACAGGCCCAGGCCGCCCGCUCUCUCCUUUCCGUUCGCUCGACCUCUACCGCCCCGUUGGCCGUCCGUCGCACAUCACAAUGGCAGCCCCAGCUCACCCAGUUCCGUCCUCUGGUCCCCCGGGCUGCCUUCCGCAGCUACUCCACCGAGAACCAAGCCGCCGAGGGCGAGAAGAAGGAGAACGGCGCGGAAGAGGCCAAGGAAGCCGAGGAUCCCUGCCAGAAGGAGCUGGAGGAGAAGAAGAAGGAGGUCGUUGACCUGAAGGACAAGUACGUUCGCUCCGUGGCCGACUUCCUCAACCUCCAGGAGCGCACCAAGCGCGAGAUGGAGAACGCUCGCAACUUUGCCAUCCAGCGCUUCGCGGUCGACCUGCUCGAGAGUGUCGACAACUUCGACCGUGCCCUGCUGGCCGUGCCCGAGGACAAGCUGUCCUCCGAUUCCCCCGAGCACAAGGAUCUGCAGAACUUCGUCGAGGGUGUCAAGAUGACCCAGAACAUCAUGAUGAACGCCCUGAAGAAGCAUGGCCUCGAGCGGUUCGACCCCAGCGAGCCGGCCGAGGAUGGCAAGGCCCAGAAGUUCGACCCCAACCGUCACGAGGCUACCUUCAUGGCCAAGGUGGAUGGCAAGGAGAACGGCGACAUUAUGUACGUUCAGAGCAAGGGUUUCACUCUGAACGGCCGUGUAUUGAGGGCUGCCAAGGUCGGCGUUGUCAAGAACGACUAA
Aspergillus terreus NIH2624 is the source of this 744-nucleotide messenger RNA. It is a transcript of the gene grpE, whose product is annotated as mitochondrial nucleotide exchange factor MGE1. Gene Ontology annotation, cellular component: PAM complex, Tim23 associated import motor. The transcript is spliced from 3 exons. NCBI's taxonomy places the organism in Eukaryota, Fungi, Ascomycota, Eurotiomycetes, Eurotiales, Aspergillaceae. Gene Ontology annotation, biological process: protein import into mitochondrial matrix; protein folding. The record is from RefSeq and is a predicted model, not a curated record. The coding region runs from base 1 to 744 and encodes 247 amino acids. Gene Ontology annotation, molecular function: protein homodimerization activity; protein-folding chaperone binding; adenyl-nucleotide exchange factor activity.